UUAUAGUGUUGAAUAGAGGGAAGGCAAUAUUCCGAUUCAGUGCCACAUCUGCUGUAUACCUGUUAACUCCUUUCAACCCUCUUAGAAAAAUAGCUAUCAAGAUUUUGGUACAUUCAUUAUUCAGUAUGCUUAUUAUGUGCACUAUUUUGACCAACUGUGUAUUUAUGACCAUGAGUAAUCCUCCAGAAUGGACAAAGAAUGUAGAAUACACGUUCACUGGAAUUUAUACCUUUGAAUCACUAAUAAAAAUUCUUGCAAGGGGCUUCUGUUUAGAAGGUUUCACGUUCCUCCGGGAUCCCUGGAAUUGGUUGGAUUUCACAGUUAUAACAUUUGCAUAUGUGACAGAAUUUGUGGACCUGGGCAAUGUCUCAGCGUUGAGAACAUUCAGAGUUCUCCGGGCAUUGAAAACAAUAUCAGUCAUUCCAGGCCUGAAGACAAUUGUAGGGGCCCUCAUUCAGUCUGUGAAGAAGCUCUCAGAUGUCAUGAUCUUGACCGUGUUUUGUCUGAGUGUAUUUGCACUAAUAGGGCUCCAACUUUUCAUGGGGAACCUGAGGCACAAAUGCCUGAUUUGGCCACCUGACAAUUCUACUUUUGAAAUAAACGUCACUUCCUACUUCAAUAGCACAAUGGGAGAAAAUGGUACCUAUGUAAAUACGACAGUGACCACUUUUAACUGGGACGAUUAUGUCAGUGAUGACA
Molecule: messenger RNA, 699 nt
Organism: Crotalus tigris (Tiger rattlesnake)
Lineage: Eukaryota; Metazoa; Chordata; Lepidosauria; Squamata; Viperidae
Product: sodium channel protein type 3 subunit alpha-like
Exons: 5
Biological process (GO): membrane depolarization during action potential; neuronal action potential; sodium ion transmembrane transport
Cellular component (GO): voltage-gated sodium channel complex; axon; plasma membrane
Molecular function (GO): voltage-gated sodium channel activity
Source: RefSeq, a predicted model, not a curated record